Striga hermonthica is the source of this 257-nucleotide messenger RNA. The record is from the annotation of a GenBank genome assembly. NCBI's taxonomy places the organism in Eukaryota, Viridiplantae, Streptophyta, Magnoliopsida, Lamiales, Orobanchaceae.
UAGUGGUCCUAGGGUUUUUCAACUUGAAAAAUCUCUGAGUUCUAUGGACCAAGGUUCUUUAUCUGUGACGCAAUAUUAUAAUGCUUUCAAAUCUUUCUGGGAUGAAUAUGUCACUUAUCGCACUGUUAUUCGAUGUACUUGUGGUGCAUGUAAUUCCUGCACUUGCAACAUUUUUGAUGCCAUCUAUGCUGCUCAACAGUCUAAUUCUGUUAUGAAAUUUCUUAUUGGCCUCAAUGAUUCAUUUUCAUCUAUGCGAA